GUAAUUAGAUAUUAAAAUUUAUUUAGUAAAAUUUUACAUAUUUUGAUUCAAUUUCCAUACACAACUUUUAAUUCGCUAAUACUCGUACGACGCACGCGCAGAACUCCCCAUCGCCCAAAAUCGCCCAGCGCCAUAUUGAGAGAGGCGGACGUUGUAUGACUUGAGUGAUUAAAUCGUGGUUAGUGCAAUAAAUUGAAGUGGAAUACUUGAUCGUGCCCUAUGGAUAUAUAUUUGGGAGUGGUGUGCCUCGGUUGAAAGGCCUGCCGAAAGGACAGGGCUCCGCGCGCGAGGACGGUCCGCGGCCCUUCGCUCUGAGGAACCAUGGACUGCUGUAUUUCGGAGGAAGCCAAAGAACAGAAAAGAAUCAACCAGGAGAUAGAGCGGCAACUCCGAAAGGACAAACGCGAUGCCAGAAGAGAACUCAAACUGCUCCUGCUGGGCACUGGCGAGUCGGGCAAGUCAACGUUCAUCAAGCAGAUGAGAAUUAUCCACGGCUCCGGCUAUAGCGACGACGACAAGCGCGGUUUCAUCAAGCUCGUCUACCAGAACAUCUUCAUGGCCAUGCAGAGCAUGAUACGCGCUAUGGACCUACUCAAAAUACAAUACGGAAAUCCGUCCAAUGCAGAAAAGGCGGAGUUGAUAUCAUCAAUCGACUUUGAGAGUGUGACGACCUUUGAGAGCCCUUACGUGGAAGCUAUAAAGGCCCUUUGGGCCGAUUCGGGGAUUCAAGAGUGCUACGACCGCAGGCGGGAGUACCAACUGACUGACUCGGCUAAAUACUACCUGCAGGAGAUUGACCGCGUGGCGGGUCCAAAUUACUUACCUACCGAACAAGACAUCCUUCGCGUGAGAGUACCCACUACGGGUAUCAUUGAGUACCCGUUUGACUUGGAAGAGAUUCGAUUUAGCUAUUUAAGCGAUCUGGAAAGGAUCGAGAAAGACGACUAUCUGCCGACCGAACAGGAUAUUCUUCGCGCUCGACAGCCGACAACCGGUAUACUUGAGUAUCCUUUCGAUCUUGACGGAAUCAUAUUUAGGAUGGUAGAUGUGGGUGGCCAGAGAUCCGAGAGAAGGAAGUGGAUUCAUUGUUUUGAGAACGUCACAUCUAUCAUAUUCUUAGUAGCUCUUAGUGAAUAUGAUCAAAUUUUAUUCGAAUCCGAAAAUGAGAAUCGAAUGGAAGAAUCGAAGGCGUUAUUCAAAACUAUCAUCACGUAUCCCUGGUUCCAGCACUCGUCAGUCAUCUUGUUCUUGAACAAAAAGGAUUUGCUUGAGGAGAAGAUCAUGUACUCACAUCUCGUCGACUAUUUCCCAGAAUACGACGGUCCUCAGCGCGACGCCAGCACUGCGCGUGAGUUUAUUCUACGAAUGUUUGUCGAUCUCAACCCGGACGCGGAGAAAAUCAUCUAUUCGCACUUCACCUGCGCGACAGACACUGAGAACAUCCGGUUCGUAUUCGCCGCCGUGAAGGACACCAUCCUGCAGUCCAACCUGAAGGAGUACAACCUAGUGUAGGCAGCGCCGCCCGCACUCCUCUGUGAUUGUGUAUAACACAUAAUUUAAACAUCAUCACUUCACAACAAAGUGUAAAUUUACGAACUGAGAUCGAAUGGACAAACCGAUACAUCUUUAAAUGAUUUAUGAGAAAAAUAAGGUUAGAUUGUAAGUCAUUUAACCCAAAACUAGCACGAGUCGGAAAUCAUUCGUUCUCGAUCCGAUUGGGUCACUUCACGACGCGUCAGGUUUUUUGACAUGUUUUUUUAUGAUGAAGUUAUUCACGACUUAUGUAUGUGUCUGUAUCGGUGAAUUAUUAAAUUGUGCAUUUUUAAAUGCCGCGUCGCGCCCCGGGCCCGCCGCGGCACCUGCUUUAUAGUCAUUGUUUUAGGAUUUUUGUAAAGUUUGUUGCCAUAAUAUCUUUCUACAUUUAGUAUACAUUUAUGUCCAGACGAAUGGAUUUGAACAAACUAGUCCUAUGAACUUACGCGUGUUUCACGUCAUCCUUGUGGGUCGAGACGGGACUUUCAGCUUUAUCGAUCGGGAUGCUUCCGUGUUACUAUUACGUAUUUAUUUAAAUUAUGAUGAUGUGCGGCGGUUGGUGCACCGCUCUGGAGUGAGGGUCGCGCUGGGAAGACGGCCGAGGGACAUCACGGGUACGGAACUUCUGUUUGGGGCCAAUAUUUAAUCUCUAUGGAUUUUUACCUUAUAGGAGUCACCCCGAGAAA
This is a messenger RNA of Papilio machaon (common yellow swallowtail), 2219 nucleotides long. It is a transcript of the gene Galphaq, whose product is annotated as guanine nucleotide-binding protein G(q) subunit alpha. Bases 322 to 1512 code for a protein of 396 amino acids. The record is from RefSeq and is a predicted model, not a curated record. Gene Ontology annotation, molecular function: guanyl nucleotide binding; G-protein beta/gamma-subunit complex binding; G protein-coupled receptor binding. Gene Ontology annotation, biological process: phospholipase C-activating dopamine receptor signaling pathway; adenylate cyclase-modulating G protein-coupled receptor signaling pathway. Gene Ontology annotation, cellular component: heterotrimeric G-protein complex. Lineage: Eukaryota; Metazoa; Arthropoda; Insecta; Lepidoptera; Papilionidae. The transcript is spliced from 10 exons.